Molecule: messenger RNA, 1895 nt
Organism: Tympanuchus pallidicinctus (lesser prairie-chicken)
Lineage: Eukaryota; Metazoa; Chordata; Aves; Galliformes; Phasianidae
Product: PHD finger protein 7-like
Exons: 6
Coding region: 1-1407 (468 amino acids)
Cellular component (GO): nucleus
Source: RefSeq, a predicted model, not a curated record
AUGUCCGAUAGGAAGAGGAAGGCCUCCGGCUCGGAGGAGCCAGCCUGCAUGCUUUGUGGCCGGGCAGAAGAUGACCCAAACAUCUUUGGGCGCACAUUUGGCCAGGGUUGGAUUCGUGUCCAUGAGUUCUGCUUGAUUUUUGCCAACAUCUUCUAUGCAGAAACACUCUCAAGAGAUGGAACUGUGGGCAUCCCCCUUGAUGACAUCACACUCAAAGCCAAGCAGGCAAACCAGAAGCAAUGCUGUGUUUGUGGAGAGAGGGGCGCUGCCAUCACCUGUGCUGAAAGCGGCUGUGAACGAAGCUUCCACCUGCCGUGUGCCAAGGACGGGCAGUGCGUCACCCAGUUCUUUGGGCAGCACAGAAGACCAGAACAGGAGGACAAUGAUGCAUAUGCAUCAUUUCUACAGAGGCACAGGCGCUGUGAUGCCAUCAGGUGCCGUCACCCUGAAGGCAGGGAGCUGGCAGAAGAAGAGGGUUGGUCCUCAAAGCCACAACCCCCUUGCUUCCCCAGGCCCUGGCAGCUGCUCCUGUGCAGCUCCUGUGCUGCUGAGGGCACCCACCGAGAGUGCUCCUACCUGAACAACACCACAGCCACAUGGGAGUGUGACAGAUGUGCUGGCCUGGGUACCGGUAAGAGGCAAUCAGCCACAUGGCUCCGCGCUGGGGCCAGGCAAGGCCUUGCAGCAAGUGCUCAGGGCAGCUUUGCCAGAGUCUCUCUGCCCCAAGAGGGAUGUCAGCUUCUCCUAACUCAGGGGUUCAUCCUGCUGACCUGCCCGUCUCCCCUUACAGCUUCCAGCAGCAACUCAGAGCUUGCCAGCUCCAGCACUGCCAACCAGGACGGGCAAGGGCCAUCCCACAGCCUCCAGGAACAUGAGGACAGCUGUUCCAGCCCCACUAGCCAGGCAGCAUCAGAGCCAUCAUACAGUUCCCAGCUGCCAGAGCUCAGCUGCCAGAGUAGCGAGCUGGGGACAGAAAACAGGACAAUUCCCUCAUGUUUACCAGAGAAUAUGGUUGAGCAGCACCAAGGAUGCCACAGGAGCAGACAAACAGCAGCCCAAAGUGCUGAGUGUUGCUCCCGCACCUCCACCAGACGGGGCACAUCAGAAUCUUCCAGAGAGUCCCCAGGGGCUGCACGCAGGAGGCGUCCCAGGCAGCGGAGAACAAGCCGCACACGAAGCCGCUCCCCGCUGCAAGGUCGGGCCUCGAGUUCCCAGAGCCGGCCAAGAAGACGCCAUGGGAGCAGAGGAACCCCAGCUCCUCGUGAUCAGAGCAGCAUCCGCAGAUCAGAAAGAUUGGCAACACUGAGGUCCUCGAGGGCUUCCCCAGUGCCUGAACAAAGGGGACGAUCUGUGCAUGGAGCGCAGGCUCUCACAGAAAGCCGUUACCCAGCGAGGCGCAGAGAUUAAAAUUUCCACAGCUGGCUCUGAGUAAGCAGCAGGAGCCAGUCCCACCACCAGAGACCACCUCAGGCAUAAAGCUACUCCUAGAUCCAACAUCAGAGCCAAAGUCUGUGCAGCCAGCCCCCAAGCCUGCACAGGAGUAGCCAUGUACCAGUCCCACCUGCUUUUCUCUGGUCCUGAGUCCAACUGUAUGGGAACUGCUGAAUCACAGCCCAAACCACUGAUUGACCAGCUAGGAAAAGGACUUGGUCAGCCCUAGAAGCACAGCUGAAGGUAGUUCAGCUGUGCAACCAGAAGGGGUGGAGUCUGUCUGCCCCUCUCUUAGACCCCAUUUAAGGGCUGUCUGCCACUGGGGAAGGUUCUCUUUCCAGAGAUUUCUCCUUGGUGAAGCUUUUUCCUACAAACCUACAAUUUUCUGAUACAGGCAAGCAAUCUUCUUGCCUUCCUUUACAGCACCUUUCUAUUGUGCCAGUCUUUUUGUUAUCACACCUUUG